Molecule: messenger RNA, 312 nt
Organism: Psylliodes chrysocephalus
Lineage: Eukaryota; Metazoa; Arthropoda; Insecta; Coleoptera; Chrysomelidae
Source: the annotation of a GenBank genome assembly
AUGAUACUGACGCUGUCUCAAGAAAAGUUUCUGUAUAAUGCCGAAAACAAAAGUCGCUUAAUCACCAUGCUAAUGGCAAAGUGUGAAGAACCUGGAAUUGCCUGCAGACAAGCAAACGAGGAUGCGGAUUCACUGUUUGUUCGGACGGCCGAAUCCUUGGUCCCAACUCAUCAAACUGUUGCGAUUGUGGGGGAAGAUGUAGAUCUGAUGGUGAUAAUGAUGGGUCUCAACACUUCUCCAAACGUCUAUCUGCUGAAUCCAGGGAAAGGGAAAGCGCCUCAGUUGCUGUACCAACCACAGUCUGCACAGUGA